UAAUAAAAUGAUCAGCUGGAAACUAUGGGAAAGUUUAUGCAAAUGUAAAUAAAUAUAAAAGACAAAAAACUAAUAAAAAUGGUCAAAUUAACCUUCCUGAUCAGUAUUUCAGUGUUGACUUGUAAUUUAAUUUUAAGUGUACGAGUAUACAAACGUGCAGAUAUACUUAAACUAAGAGAGGAAGUACGUGAAAUGUUUCAACAUGCAUACGACAGCUAUUUAAGAUAUGCAUAUCCUUAUGACGAAUUACGUCCAUUGAGCUGCGACGGUGUUGAUACCUGGGGCAGUUACUCACUCACCCUCAUUGAUGCAUUGGACACGCUUGCCAUUAUGGGAAACUAUAGUGAAUUUAAUCGAGUAGUAGAUAUAGUACUACAGAAAAGACACUUUGAUGCAGACAUUAACGUUUCAGUGUUUGAGACGAAUAUUAGAAUUGUUGGCGGUUUAUUGAGUGCUCAUUUACUGUCACAUAAAACUGGGAUGAAAUUAGAACCAGGCUGGCCAUGCAAUGGUCCUUUACUUCGUUUAGCUGAAGAUGUAGCACACAGACUAAUAGCUGCAUUUGAUACAACUACUGGAAUGCCUUAUGGAACAAUUAACUUGCGAUCAGGUGUUCCACCUGGGGAAACUAGUAUCACAUGCACUGCUGGAGUUGGUACAUUUAUAAUUGAGUUUGGUACUUUGAGUAGACUGACAGGAGAUCCAUUGUAUGAAGAGGUAGCUUAUAAUGCUUUGAAAGCCUUAUACCAUCAUAGAUCACCAAUUGGUCUCCUUGGCAACCACAUAGAUGUGAUGACUGGACGCUGGACAGCUCAAGAUGCUGGAAUUGGUGGUGGAAUCGAUUCUUAUUAUGAAUAUUUGGUUAAAGGUGCCAUACUACUAGAGAAGCCAGAGUUAAUGUCCAUGUUUUUAGAAGCAAGACAAUCGAUUGAGAAGUAUCUGAAAAAAGAUGAUUGGUUUGUGUGGGCCACUAUGUUGCGUGGGCACGUCACCUUACCUGUCUUUCAGUCUCUUGAAUCAUAUUGGCCAGGUCUUUUAAGCCUCAUAGGCGAAAGUGACGCAGCGAUGCGCAUAAUUCACAACUACCACAGCGUGUGGCGCCAAUAUGGAUUCACACCUGAAGUGUACAACCUCGGGACGGGUGAGGCGUCUUCGUCACGCGAGAGUUAUCCGCUACGACCCGAACUCAUAGAGUCAAUCAUGUAUUUAUACAGAGACACCAGAGACCCUAUACUGUUGCAAAUGGGCGAAGAUAUUCUGAGGAGCAUACAGCAUAGUGCCAGGACACCGUGUGGGUAUGCAACGAUAAAAGACGUUCGUGACCAUCGCAAAGAAGAUCGCAUGGAAUCAUUUUUCUUAGCCGAAACCACAAAAUACCUGUACUUACUGUUCGAUCCGGAUAAUUUCAUUCACAACCCUGGGGUCCGCGGUACUGUCAUCGACACACCUAAUGGCGAAUGCGUGGUCGACCUUGGCGGAUACAUCUUCAAUACAGAAGCACAUCCGAUUGACCCUAACAUGCUGUAUUGCUGCCAUGAAGCUAGACAAGGAAUAAAUAUCAGCGAGGUUUACAGUAUAUACCAAAUUUUGGAAGAAGAAGAUAAUAUAAAAUUUAUGACUAUGAUAGAAGCGAACACCAAUGAAACUAAGAUCACUCAAUCGAACAACAACAAUAAUGAGAGUGUAAUAGAAAAUAAAACAAUUGACCACACAGAACCGAAGGAAAGAUCAGAUGAAAACGAGCCUGAACAAAAUCAAGUAUUAAUAAAAACUGAAUCGAGAACCGGAUACGUCAACCUCGAUGGAACGGAAAGGGAGAACGCAAACGAAUCAAACCUCAGUGACCUUGUUAAAGAGACGAUCAAUAAAUAUUACAACGACACUAUAAACGUCGAAACACAAGAAAUUGUUAAACUUUCAGUCGAUGAACCAACGGCAGGAUCGUCGCAAACCGUUGAAGUGGACGACAUAAUCGUGCCAGAGAAAUCGGAGGUGCAACUGCCAAGCGUCACGAAAACGAAAGAAGUCAUGAACAUGCUGCCUAAAGUUAUACAAGACUUUUUGAACAGCGAUUGGAAAUCGAAGCCGAAAUGCGAACCGCAGAAGAUGUUAGAAAGGAUACGUAGAGAACAGAAGUAUCCAGAUCACCCUGAUGUAUAUAAGUACGAGUUAUUAUUGACCCCGGCGCCGUCGUUUCUACAAAGAAUAUCGUUGGCCGGAGAAUUCUUAAAUAAGAAGCAACUGGAGUUGUGAUAUUUUGUUCGACUGAUUAAGUUUAUAGGGGGAUUUUUUUUUAUUUUUAUUUAUUGGUAUUUUCAUUAAAAUAUUUAUUCUGUUUA
Bombyx mandarina (wild silkworm) is the source of this 2339-nucleotide messenger RNA. It is a transcript of the gene Edem1, whose product is annotated as ER degradation-enhancing alpha-mannosidase-like protein 2. The record is from RefSeq and is a predicted model, not a curated record. NCBI's taxonomy places the organism in Eukaryota, Metazoa, Arthropoda, Insecta, Lepidoptera, Bombycidae. Gene Ontology annotation, cellular component: membrane; endoplasmic reticulum. Gene Ontology annotation, biological process: carbohydrate metabolic process; endoplasmic reticulum mannose trimming; mannose trimming involved in glycoprotein ERAD pathway. Gene Ontology annotation, molecular function: mannosyl-oligosaccharide 1,2-alpha-mannosidase activity; calcium ion binding.